UAUUAAUACUUCUACCCUUAAAGCAAUAUCUGAGUUGAUCCCAGUGAAUUUACAUACUUGGUCCGAUACGUACUCUUUGGUCAUAUUGGUAGUAACGGAAAAGACCACAAACAUGUCAGUUGGUAUAUCCAUCUUAAAAUACAAACAAUCAUCCUAUUUCUAUAUAGAAGGUGCUUGAUUUGCAGAUCAUCUAGUCCUUUAUCUUCUUGUCAGGUUAGGUUUGCUUUAAGACAAUCAACAUGCGUGAGAUCGUUCAUCUUCAAGCUGGGCAGUGCGGUAACCAGAUCGGAGCAAAGUUCUGGGAGGUGAUCUCCGAUGAACAUGGCAUCGACCCUACCGGUACCUACCAUGGUGAUUCUGAUCUCCAACUCGAGCGCAUCAACGUCUACUAUAAUGAGGCUACCGGUGGCAAGUACGUUCCAAGAGCAGUGCUCGUCGAUCUCGAGCCAGGCACCAUGGACUCGGUCCGAUCAGGUCCAUUUGGUCAGAUCUUCAGACCAGAUAACUUUGUCUUUGGUCAGAGUGGCGCUGGGAACAACUGGGCCAAGGGACAUUACACAGAGGGCGCUGAACUGGUUGACUCUGUUCUUGACGUCGUGAGGAAAGAAGCUGAAAGCUGUGAUUGUCUCCAGGGUUUUCAACUGACUCACUCUCUUGGCGGAGGCACUGGUUCUGGCAUGGGAACCCUUCUGAUCAGCAAGAUCCGUGAGGAAUACCCAGACCGCAUCAUGAACACAUUCAGUGUGGUACCGUCUCCUAAGGUGUCUGAUACUGUUGUAGAACCCUACAACGCAACUUUAUCCGUCCAUCAACUGGUCGAAAACACGGAUGAGACGUUCUGCAUCGACAACGAAGCCCUCUACGACAUCUGCUUUCGUACUUUAAAGCUCACCACACCCACCUAUGGUGACCUGAAUCACCUUGUAUCUGCAACCAUGAGUGGUAUCACAACUUGUCUUAGGUUUCCUGGACAAUUGAACGCAGAUCUGCGUAAGCUAGCAGUCAACAUGGUUCCCUUUCCUCGUCUCCACUUCUUCAUGCCAGGCUUUGCACCUCUGACAAGCCGAGGUAGCCAGCAGUACCGGGCCCUCACAGUUCCAGAACUGACCCAACAGAUCUUUGAUGCCAAGAACAUGAUGGCUGCCUGUGAUCCUCGUCACGGACGCUACCUGACGGUUGCUGCAAUAUUCCGAGGGCGUAUGUCAAUGAAGGAGGUUGACGAACAGAUGCUCAAUGUACAGAACAAGAACAGCAGUUACUUCGUAGAAUGGAUCCCUAACAACGUCAAGACCGCCGUAUGUGACAUCCCUCCCCGUGGUCUGAAGAUGUCCGCCACCUUCAUCGGUAAUAGCACCGCAAUCCAGGAACUCUUCAAGCGCAUCUCUGAGCAGUUCACCGCUAUGUUCAGACGAAAGGCGUUCCUUCACUGGUACACUGGUGAGGGUAUGGAUGAGAUGGAGUUCACUGAGGCUGAGAGCAACAUGAAUGAUUUGGUUUCUGAGUAUCAGCAGUACCAGGACGCCACCAUUGAAGAAGAGGGCGAGUUUGGAGAGGAGGAAGAAGAGGGGGAUGAUGAACGAUAUGUCCAAGAACGGGAUUAGCGUUAUUCCGUUGGAUUUUGUAUGAAAAUUAACCCAUCAUUUAGUUUAGGCAAAUCUGAAUGAGUGAGCGAAAAAAAAAUCGAAGGGGCACUGCAUGAUGCAUGGUGCAACUGCAAGCGAGAUAGAUAGAUUUUGACAUUUAUCAGAACACAUUUCGUCCUUUUCCCUCUAGGCUUACAUUUCUCUCUUUUCUCUAUUUAUUACUUUACUUUUUUAUUAUUCGUGGAACCUUUGGGGUCCAGAUCGAGCCAUUCUUCGAUAUCAUUCAACCAAUGCAUAAGAAAAGUAGGUUUAAAAAUUAACAAACGAAUACUCAUUAACAAUAGAUAUUCGUGCACCUUAUAGAAAAGAAGAAAGUAAAACAAUGCGGUAUUGCUUAAAGUGAACUUUUUUUAAAAUAGAAAUUUUGCCGAAUACUUCAUGUCUGCCCCCCAUGUUUUGACACACUGACACAGGUAAUAAUGUAAUAUUUUUGUAUUUAUAACGUCGAUCCGAGUUCGGUUUUAUUGGUGUAUGUGCUAUACACGGGCCAUCUAUUUAGUCAUGUACUACUUGAUGUCGUGAAUAAUAUGACUUAUUGUUUUUCACCAUUAUUUCCUCUCAUUAUCAAAUCUAGGUCUAUAUGCUACCGUAGAACCAACUGCAAUCAUCCGAAAUGCUCCAGUAAAAAACUCUCGACAAUCUUGUUGGAAGUUUCUGAGAAGUGAGCAGUACACAUAAUUUGCUCCCAUAAUGAUUUGGAGAUGUAAAAAUGCUUCUUUAAACAUGUUAAACAGCUUCUCGCAAUUUUCCGGGAAAGUCUCUGAGAAAGUAUACAUAACCAAUAUUUUUUUUGCUCCCAAAAUAUCUUGUAGAUGUAGAAAUCCUUGUUCCAUAAUUGAACAUUGUAACCUCAGAACAAAAAGGACCUUAAAAGUGAAAAACAAAAUUAGCCAUAAAGAAUGAACUUAAUUAGAAAACAUCACAACAAAAUAAUGGAUGUGAGACAUGCAUUAUAAAUCGCAUAUUUUUACGUGUUGUUUGGGGAAUUAGGGAAAUUGAGGUUAUGAUUAAUUCAUCUUUUAAUAUUUUUGUUCGAAACAAAACACACCCAAAUAUGUUCCCAUGGUCACGUUUCUAUUUUGCAUAGAUAUUGGAUAUUAUACCUUUUUAUACCUUAUAUUACCUUACCCAUAUGUCAAACUACAUUUAGAACCUAAAUGCAUGUUAUAUUUUUAGUGAAAGCCAGAAUAAAUAAGGUUACGAAAAAGACAA
Messenger RNA from Lytechinus variegatus (green sea urchin), 2855 nucleotides. RefSeq names its product tubulin beta-4B chain-like. The record is from RefSeq and is a predicted model, not a curated record. Gene Ontology annotation, biological process: mitotic cell cycle; microtubule cytoskeleton organization. The coding region runs from base 240 to 1601 and encodes 453 amino acids. Gene Ontology annotation, cellular component: microtubule; cytoplasm. NCBI's taxonomy places the organism in Eukaryota, Metazoa, Echinodermata, Echinoidea, Temnopleuroida, Toxopneustidae. Gene Ontology annotation, molecular function: GTP binding; GTPase activity; structural constituent of cytoskeleton. The transcript has 3 exons.